Messenger RNA from Erinaceus europaeus (western European hedgehog), 1641 nucleotides. RefSeq names its product matrilin 1 (gene MATN1). The transcript is spliced from 9 exons. The coding region runs from base 1 to 1641 and encodes 546 amino acids. NCBI's taxonomy places the organism in Eukaryota, Metazoa, Chordata, Mammalia, Eulipotyphla, Erinaceidae. The record is from RefSeq and is a predicted model, not a curated record. Gene Ontology annotation, molecular function: calcium ion binding.
AUGAGGACCACCCCUGGCACCAGCCACAUGCUCGGCAGCCUGCUGUUGCUGCUGCUCCAGGGGCCCCAUGCCCUUGGCUUCACCCCUCAACCCAGAGGACACCUCUGCCGGACCCGGCCCACGGACCUGGUGUUUGUGGUGGACAGCUCACGCAGCGUGCGGCCUGCAGAGUUUGAGAAGGUGAAGGUGUUCCUGUCCCAGGUCAUCGAGUCUCUAGACGUGGGUCCCAACGCCACCCGAGUGGGCUUGGUCAACUACGCGAGCGCAGUAAAGCAGGAGUUCCCGCUGCGCGCACACGGCUCCAAGGCCGCGCUGCUGCAGGCCGUGCGCCGCAUCCAGCCGCUGUCCACGGGCACCAUGACCGGACUAGCCAUCAAAUUCGCCAUCACCAAGGCCCUCAGCGACCCCGAGGGAGGCCGCACCAGGUCCCCCCACAUUAGUAAGGUGGUCAUCGUGGUGACGGACGGGAGGCCCCAGGACAGCGUGCUGGACGUGUCUGCCCGAGCCCGGGCCAGCGGAGUCGAGCUGUUCGCCAUCGGCGUGGGCCGUGUGGACAAGGCCACCCUGAGACAGAUCGCUAGCGAGCCGCAGGACGAGCAUGUCGACUACGUGGAGAGCUACAGUGUCAUCGAGAAGUUGGCCAAGAAGUUCCAGGAGGCCUUCUGCAUGGUGUCCGACCUCUGUGCCACAGGAGACCAUGACUGUGAGCAGGUGUGCAUCAGCUCCCCAGGCUCCUACACCUGCGCUUGCCAAGAGGGCUUCACCCUGAACAGUGAUGGCAAAACCUGCAAUGUCUGCAGUGGUGGGGGUGGCAGUUCGGCCACUGACUUGGUCUUCCUUAUUGAUGGAUCUAAGAGUGUGCGACCUGAGAAUUUUGAGCUGGUGAAGAAGUUCAUCAACCAGAUUGUGGAUACACUAGAUAUAUCAGACAAACUGGCCCAGGUGGGGCUGGUGCAGUACUCCAGUUCUGUGCGCCAGGAGUUCCCAUUAGGCCGCUUUCGCACCAAGAAAGACAUCAAGGCAGCCGUGCAGGGCAUGUCCUACAUGGAGAAGGGCACCAUGACUGGGGCUGCCCUCAAAUACCUCAUCGACAACUCCUUCACCGUGUCCAGUGGGGCUAGGCCUGGUGCCCAGAAGGUGGGCAUUGUCUUCACUGAUGGCCGGAGCCAGGACUACAUCAAUGAUGCUGCCAAGAAGGCCAAGGACCUAGGCUUUAAGAUGUUUGCUGUGGGCGUGGGCAAUGCUGUGGAGGAUGAGUUGAGAGAGAUCGCCUCAGAGCCCGUGACCGAGCACUACUUCUACACGGCUGACUUCAGGACUAUCAACCAGAUUGGCAAGAAGUUGCAGAAGAAGAUCUGUGUGGAGGAAGACCCGUGUGACUGUGAGUCCAUUGUGAAUUUCCAGGCCAAGGUGGAUGGGCUGCUGCAGGCCCUGACCAGGAAACAUAUCCUUUCUGAGGCAGCAGGGGCAGGCUGUGUGAAGCAUUGCAGAUAUCGACUUCUUGGAGCUAGCUGGAUUGUGUCAACUGGGACAAACUUUUGGAGUGAAUAUUCAUUCCUUCAGUCCUGUCACCACUCCCCUAAGUGGACUCUGUGUGAAAGCAAGCUCACGCUCCAUCUUGCUCAUAACCACAACUAUUAG